AUGUCUGCGAGUACGAGUGGCGUUGCGACGCCUGCAGAAGAUGGCGUGGGGUCUGGGCUGAGGAAGUUGAAGAUUUUGAUGUUGCAUGGCUACACUCAAUCCGGCCCCCUCUUCCACGCAAAAACCCGCGCCCUCGAAAAGAUCCUCCAUAAAGCCUUCCCGCCGAAACCCAUCUCCCCCAUCUUCUCCUCCUACCCCGGCGGCAUCCAUCUCCUGUAUCCAACCGCACCCCUACGUCUCGUGCCCGCCGAUAUCCCCGGUUACAACGUCGAAGGUGCCGAAGAUGGGGGUAUGAAGGAAGAGACAGAUGCCUGGGGCUGGUGGAGGCGGGAGACUGGGAGCGCUGUGUAUUCUGGGUUAGAAGACGGACUGAGGACUAUCAGGACGACGAUCGAGGAUGCAGGAGGCGUGGAUGGGGUAGUUGGGUUUAGUCAGGGCGGGUGUGCUGCUGCUUUUGUUGCCAGUCUUUUGGAACCCGGCCGACAAGAUACUUUUGAGCAAUAUAAGGCGAAAGACUCUUCGGCAUUCGGAUAUCCUGAGGGCUGGGAAGAGUUGCAGAAAAUCAACGGGGAGCUUAAGUUUGGUGUUUCGUAUUCCGGGUUCUAUGCUCCGGAUGAAAUUUACAAGGGCUUCUUUGAGCCAAAGAUAAGGACGAAGUUUUUGAGCGUGAUUGGUAGUUUGGAUAGCGUGGUUGAGGAGCACAGGAGUAAAGGGUUGGUAGAGCGGACAGAGGGUGCGAGGGUUGUGUUUCAUCCUGGGGGACAUUUUGUGCCUGUUGGGAAGGAUAUGGCGAGUGUUGUGGUCGGGUUUGUGAGGGAAUGCUGUGUGGUGAAGGAUGAGAAGGAAGCGAGUGUGGAAGACAUGGAUUUGCCGUUUUAA
Molecule: messenger RNA, 879 nt
Organism: Hyaloscypha bicolor E
Lineage: Eukaryota; Fungi; Ascomycota; Leotiomycetes; Helotiales; Hyaloscyphaceae
Exons: 2
Coding region: 1-879 (292 amino acids)
Cellular component (GO): nucleus; cytoplasm
Source: RefSeq, a predicted model, not a curated record